This is a messenger RNA of Poecilia reticulata (guppy), 2671 nucleotides long. Its product is annotated as transmembrane protein 236. NCBI's taxonomy places the organism in Eukaryota, Metazoa, Chordata, Actinopteri, Cyprinodontiformes, Poeciliidae. The record is from RefSeq and is a predicted model, not a curated record.
GGGGCAGGGGUCGCCUCACUGCGGCAACAGCCCCCCACCGUCUCCCUCCUUUCCUUCUCUUUUUGCGAUCUGCCACAGGAUGGGAUCAGGGAGCACACUGAAGUUUGCCCUCUGCGAGGUGCUGCAGUUUGCUGGCCUGUGUGUGCCACUCUUCAUCGUGAUGCAGAGAUUUGCCAUCAUUGUGGCAAAGGUCAAAGCGUCUGCGCAGCCCCCCAGCGACACCAGCACAGCGUACUGGCUGAUCGUGGCCUCCUCAAUCGCCUAUGUCACCUCCACCGCCCUGCUGGUGUGGGUACCCCUGAAGUACUUGGUGUUUAUAAAAAAGAAGUUUCUUGUUGGGAGGAAGAAAUGGAGGCCGGUGGCCCUGGUAUAUGUAAUCCUGUCCACGUUACCCUGCUUUGCCUUUCUCAUUGCCAGUUCUGAGGUUCAGAUAAACAACAACAUGAAACACGACACAUUUACGGAGAUUCCUGUGUCUUUGGUCUUCUUCUCCUUAAUCUGCAUUGAUGUCGUGGAGAGGAUCCGACACUGCAGAUUGACCGGACAGGCUAAUGAAAUGGGAAGAGAUGCUGAAAUCCCCUCCACUGUCUUAACUCAUGUGGAACCAAUAACACUAGUAUCCCCCAUCGCUCCAGCUGUGUCAGGAGCUGCCGUUUCAGGACCAGCUGUGCCCGGCCCGGCUGUAUCGCGGCCAUCGAUGCACAGGCAAGGUAUGCCAAAUCCUCUUCAGCCUGGAACAAGUCAGAUAAGUGACAGGAACCACAAUGGAGGAGGGAUACAUCCAGAGACCAAUGGUGCCGUGCCUGGAAUAAAUGGGACCCCUGGCCGGCCGUUUAUCAUCUCUUCUCCUGAACUGAGCUCACCAUCAAUGAGUGGACCAGCUUAUCAUUUGUCUCCAUACACUUACACGGGCCCUCUGAGGUUUCUAUGUGUCAGUGACGCUCGAGCAGAUGUGUUCGUUGAUAGCUUUAUGUUCUGGAUGGAUACGGUGGAGAUGGUGAGGGUGGCAGGACAUCCACUGGUCUACUACUCCGGCUGGGUCUUCCCCAUCUACAUCUUCAGCUAUGUGUCCUGCCUACGUGUGGUGGUCAUGCCCAACACCCCACUCCUUUCGUCUCUAGGAGUCGCUCUGCAGGACUUACCUUUCUUCUUCGUGCGUGUUGGCCUCAUAGCCCUCUUCGGAUUCGUCACGCCCGUACUCUAUCUGAUGAAGAAUCUGUUGGUCUGUCUGGCAUUUGUCUACUUUAACUUCAUGACCAAGCUGAGGGUAUUUAACACAGAGAGGAUGUUCUUUUGAGACCAUGAAUGCGAGGACAGGACGCUGUCAGGAAAUGCAACCUGAUGGUAUUCAGAAAGGGGUUCCACCAGUUUAUAAUUCAAGGCAAAUCACAAUUGGAUGCAAAUACACCAUACAUGUCAUAGAGUUUUGUAACCUAACCACUACAUAUCAUUGAAAAAAAUUAAUAAAUUACUAAAAAGACUCAAUUGAAUAAUCUUUUAAAUAAGAGAGUUUAUUAGUGAGGCAAAAGUUCAGUUUAUCUGAAUGAAAUCAGGCUCCACACUUCUUAUCAGCCCUGGUAUACAGAUUUGUAUAAAGCUUUCCAUUACAUUUUUAUGUUAUUUUAGUAGCAUAAUCUAGACAGAAUUUUUAUUUUUUGGAAAAUUAAACUUUUUUGCUUUAUUUUGCUAACUUGAUCUGAGUGAUUAGGAAUUGGUUCACUUCAUCCUCCCUUUAAAAAUAACAAUACAGAUCACUAAUUUGAUUAACACUCUUUAAAAUGGGAAAGGCAAGAAAAAGGGGCAUUCAAGGAAAACAGAUGUGAUGUUGUUCUUUAGUAGUUUUAAAAUAAAAUAAAAAAACAGUUACUUGAAUAAGGAGGUCUGAUUCUUCCCCUGACUAGAUGCCACCCUGGGCAGUUGCCCAUGUUGCUCAUAUCAGAAACUGCCACCAACUGAGCUAAUGAGAAGCCAUCAUGACUAUGGAUGAUCUAGAAACUGUGAGAGAAGGAAAGUAAAUAAGUUACUGAAAUGAUAGGCUGGAUUUCUUUUUAAAAAUCACUGAUAUUUUGCUACUGCAGUUAAAGAUUAAUUUCUUUAAAGGCCCUUUGGAUAUCUUCACAAGGUAAACUAAUUGAAUUUAACUGUGAACAGCUCUGUUUUUAAUAAAUUUAUGUAAGGAAAAAUCUGUAAGAAUUUUAAACACAACUUGCAAUUACUUGACAAGUGUUGACACAACUUGCAAGUGUUGAAAGAGCGUAUAGUUUUUCUCCCUAAAAAAAGUGGUUUCCCAGUUAGUUGAAAAAGAAAACAUACAUUUUCUUAAGAUCAAUAGUUUUGGAAAAGUGACAAUAUUUGUGCUCAAAUGUCAUAGAACAGCUGGUGGAACCAAACAGUUUGCAUUUGAUUAAUCAAAAAUGUUUUGCUGAAAUAAUCAAAUAGUACUUUUCACAGGCCAAAUGGGAGCUCUCAGGCAAUGCAGACACAUCUAGUGUCAAAUAACUGCUGCAAUAUGUUUCAUUAACUCCAUGUGCAAAUAUACUGUUUGUACCCCUUUCUACUCCUUUUGGGAAAAAAAUGGUUGUAUGACUAUGACUGUAAGCUAUGUGUUUUAAACCAUCAUAAUGUGUUGUGAAUAUGUGCCAUAUAAUAAAACAGAGUUGUUUACAUGAGA